AGAAGAGGGCUGAAGGCGGUUGGGAGAGCGGGAAAGGUAUUGCGCUCCUGGAAAUGGAGGCUCUGGGCUUCUCUUAAGAAGUGCCUGGACGCAGUCAGCCUCUUUGUGUUUUAGGUGGAGCCUAAUAAAGAUUAAGCCCUGCUGAGCCAUGGCUUUGGCCCCUGAGAAAGCGACUGAGCUCAAGCAGAUCAUUCACCAGCAGCUGACCAAGAUGGAUGUCCAUAGCAGGAUCCGAGAAGUUCUUGCUGAGACUAUACGUGAAGAACUGGCACCUGAACAUCAACUGCUGUCUGAGGAACAUCUAAUGAAAGCCUUGAUACGAAGAGGAAUCAUUGAUGAUGUUAUGAAAGAACUCAGCUUUGUAACAGAUAUGAACAAUGGGGAAGUGACUUCAACUCCAAAACCUUCUACACAUUUCAUUGAAAAACAGCCACCAGUGUUGAAAAAAACAAAUAUUGACCCAAAACGGAGGUAUCUGUACCUUCAAGUUCUUGGUGGGAAAGCUUUUCUGGAACAUCUACAGGAACCUGAGCCUUUACCUGGUCAAGCUUGUUCUACUUUCACACUCUGCUUACAUUUUCGAAAUCAACGUUUCCGCUCUAAACCUGUGCCAUGUGCCUGUGAACCAGAUUUUAGUGAUGGCUUUCUACUUGAAGUAUAUAAGGAUACGUUAGGCGAAGCAAGUAAAAUGGUGGAUGCAACCACUAUGCUUUCAAUAUGUGAUCCAGUGCACAUUGUCUUGAUCAAAACAGAUACAACCGGUGAAACAACAUUAGUUGCAUCCUAUUUCUUAGAGUGGCGGUCUGUCCUGAGUGCAGAGAACAGGAUAACAAAUGUUGCUGUUGAACUUCUGGGUGUAGGUACAGAAGCGAAGGUUUCAGUUGGAGUACUGAACAUCAGACUUGAAAUGUACCCAGAGCUAAAUAAGAUACUUUCACAGGAAAUUGUCAAUACUCAACUUGCUUUGGAACGCCAGAAAACAGCAGAAAAAGAACGGUUAUUUCUUGUGUAUGCUAAACAGUGGUGGAGAGAAUACUUGCAGAUCAGGACUUCACACAACACAAGACUAGUCAAAAUUUUUGCACAGGAUGAAAAUGGGAUAAACAGACCAGUAUGUUCCUAUGUCAGGCCACUUCGAGCAGGCCGGAUUCUGGACACACCCAGGCAAGCUGCAAGAUUUGUCAGUGUUCUUGGUUAUGAAAGAGCCCCUGUCAUUGGUGGGGGAAAUAGUAAACAAGAACAAUGGUGUACUCUUCUGGCUUUUUUGUGUAGAAACAAAGGCGACUGUGAGGAUCAUGCUAACCUUUUAUGCAGUCUUCUGUUGGGGUUUGGGCUUGAAGCUUUUGUGUGUGUAGGAACAAAAGCUAAAGGAGUUCCUCACACAUGGGUAAUGACCUAUGGAAUUGAUGGAACAAUCACUUUCUGGGAGAGUUUGACAGGACAUAGAUACAUUCACAACCCUAUUAAGCCCGACGACCCUCCAAUUGUUGAGCAGCCUAAGCCAUCGUAUCCUUACCGAACAGUAGGUUGCAUCUUUAAUCACGAAAAGUUUUUGGCAAACUGCCAGCCUUCUGAUGCCGUAGAGGUCUGUGCCUUCGACUUGCAUGAUGAAUCUAAGUGGAAACCAAUGAGUGGAGAAGCAAUUAAAUCAGUGUGUUCUCCAGGGGCCACAACUGCACUUCCACCUUUUCCUCCACUCUGUGCUUCAGUAAUAGAUGCAGCAGCAGCAAGCAAUGAUCUGGAAUUACAACUUAGAAUAUUAGUAGCAGAACACAGGAAGGACCUUGGGCUAGCAACAGUUUGGGAUGACCAGCUGUCUUAUCUCUUGUCACCAGCCUUGGCAGCCUAUGAACUUGAACGUACCACAGGUAUUUCUUCAGGAAAUGAAGAAUUUCAAGAUGCUAUCAGGAGAGCAGUCCCCGAUGGCCACACAUUCAAAGGAUUUCCCAUUCAUUUUGUGUACAAAAAUGCAAGGAGAGCAUUUGCUGCAUGUCUUCGAAGAAUGAAUCAUAAUAAGAUUCUGAAGCCCUUCAUAACUGCGAGGUAGUAGGAUGAUACCUCUGACGGAAUGUAAGUGAAGCCUUACUUUGCUUCUUUGAGAUGGCUAUAAGUGAGUUGUGAAUGCCUUGGUUACAGUUGCUGUCAAGUGAUUAGGAGGAGAAGCUACUUUUGCUUACAUUGAUUUGAGUGAGUUAAUAAAUGUGAUUGACUCUUAGAAGUUCGGUAAUGAACUAAUUAGUGAAAAGGUCCUGGAUAUGGUGUCAGGGGAAGAAAAAGUUAGUGAGGAGGAGCUUGCUGAAGAUGACUGAGGAGACUUAAGAGUGAUGAGGAAGCCCAUUCUCAGAAUGGCAGAUGGAGUUACCGAUGACUUAUCCCAUAAGCACCAACCUGUACUGGCAGGAGCCUAUUUUUUUUGUGGUUAUUAGCGUUUAAGCUCCCUCCUUCUCUGUCAGUUUUAUUUUUCCUGCCUGGAUGACUAAACAUGCUUAGACUUUCUCUGUUACAAAUAAGCAGUUAGAUUAGACAGAGAUAAUGGGAAAGAAAUGAAAGGAUGCUACAGAGCUGUCCUCCAAAAUUAAAUCUAAAAUGGCAGAUCAAAGAAAAACUGAGGUGGAGACAAAUGCAGAUCAGAAAAGAAAUGAAAUGAAAGUAUCCAGUUGACUGCUGCCCAGUCUGUCUCUGGAGAUGAAAGGCGUGAGACAUUGACAAAAAUAUUCCUGACCUCCAGUGAAUCAGAGGCAGAUGAAAUCAAAAUUAAGGUUAAAAAACCAGAGGGAAAGGAAGCCAGUUGGAAGCUAGGCUCUGACCCCAUGGCAAAAGAGACCGCGGAACCGAAGGUUUAAAAAGCCAAAAA
Sceloporus undulatus (fence lizard) is the source of this 2854-nucleotide messenger RNA. RefSeq names its product centrosomal protein 76 (gene CEP76). The record is from RefSeq and is a predicted model, not a curated record. The transcript is spliced from 12 exons. NCBI's taxonomy places the organism in Eukaryota, Metazoa, Chordata, Lepidosauria, Squamata, Phrynosomatidae. Bases 149 to 2047 code for a protein of 632 amino acids.